Messenger RNA from Pygocentrus nattereri (red-bellied piranha), 4028 nucleotides. It is a transcript of the gene asic1c, whose product is annotated as acid-sensing (proton-gated) ion channel 1c. The transcript is spliced from 12 exons. Gene Ontology annotation, cellular component: membrane. Bases 884 to 2500 code for a protein of 538 amino acids. NCBI's taxonomy places the organism in Eukaryota, Metazoa, Chordata, Actinopteri, Characiformes, Serrasalmidae. Gene Ontology annotation, biological process: sodium ion transmembrane transport. The record is from RefSeq and is a predicted model, not a curated record.
GAUGGAUUCUGACUACUAAAGAGCUGAAGUGAGGGAGGGGGAACGAACAGCAAGCUCGCAGCUUGCAAAAGCGAGGGAAAGGAUUCAGGCACCAGUGUAUAAAUCUAAAGACGCCGAUCUGGAAGAAAAACGCUUGCUGGUUGGGCGAGACCAACGUGGCUUUUCUCAGCAUCCAGAGGUAGUCUUUGUAGCUUUUUGUGGAUCCCGGAGAAACGAGAAGGAGGUAUUGAGACGACAAACCCCCGGUUGUCAAACACAAGAGGUCUGGGGGAGGUCUUUGACCCUUCAUUUUUGUCUGAUGAGAGGCGUGGAGGAAGAGCCAAGGCAGAGGGAGGAAGGUGGCAACUAAGAGCAACAGACAACCACCCAUUUUUAAUCUUCCCAUUCAUAAAUCCACUGCAUACCAAUAUCAGAGCGAUGUAGAAUCAGUCCUUCUGGAUGGAUGAGGCAGGUUCCUGUUGGCUGCUGAGGCUCUUCUUCUCCUUUCUCCACACGAAUGUAUCUAUUGCAGUUCCAUCUUGUUUCACCGUUUUCAUCUGAUGUUUUUUCUUCUCUGAAUGCACUUUUCAUUUUGCUUGUAUUGAAACUGUGGAUGGUGCUCCAUUUCUUGGGGAUUGAAGGUUUUGGUUGUGCCUGAAUGCCCAGCUGAUAUCAAGAGGCAACAGCAGAGGAGCCUGUGACAAAAGGGGUACCCUUGAUUAUGUGAAGGACCCACAAGCUUCUUGAUACUAUAGAUCUAAAGACAUCAGUGUUAUGAACUCGUAUUAUCACAACCUUUAGUUCAGAAUUUGCCGUAGCUUACACUGUUUAGGAGAAUAUUCUGUUUCUGUUUACUUUUGCUAAGUACAUUGUCAAGUCAUUUCUCAUUAGAAAGAGAAUAGCGAUGACAGCCAUGAAGGGAGAUUCAGAGGACAGCAUUGAGAGCAUCAGGCCUUCAAACUUGCAAGCCUUUGCCAACUCCUCCACGCUGCAUGGCAUGAGCCACAUUUUCGCCUAUGGACACAUGACAUUCCGUCGCUUCCUGUGGACUCUCUCAUUUCUGGGCUCUCUGGGUUUACUUCUCUUGGUAUGCAUGGACCGAGUAUCAUACUACCUUGAGUUCCCUCACGUCACCAAACUGGAUGAAGUGGCGGCACCUAACCUCACCUUCCCUGCCAUUACUUUCUGCAAUCUCAAUGAGUUCCGCUUCUCCAAGAUCACAAAGAAUGAUCUUUACCAUGUUGGGGAAUUGCUAGCUUUGCUUAAUGAGAAUUACCAGAUUGCAAACCCACAUCUAGCAGAGCCAGAGGUCCUUGCUGCUUUGAAAGACAAAGCCAACUUCGUCAACUUCAAGCCCAAGCAGUUUAACAUGACUGAUUUCUAUAACCGCACAGGCCAUGACAUCAAUGAUAUGCUUCUCCAGUGCACAUUCCGAGGGGAGGACUGCUUUCCUGUAAACUUCACCACUAUUUAUACAAGAUAUGGCAAGUGCUACACUUUUAACUCAGGCUUGGAUGGCAACCCUUUGCUGACGACAUUAAAAGGUGGCACAGGCAAUGGGCUUGAGAUAAUGCUGGAUAUUCAGCAAGACGAAUACCUGCCAGUGUGGGGAGACACAGAUGAAACAUCCUAUGAGGCUGGCGUUAAAGUGCAAGUUCAUUCACAGUCCGAGCCACCUUUCCCCAGUGAGCUGGGAUUCGGGGUCACCCCUGGUUUCCAAACCUUUGUGUCCACACAAGAGCAAAGGCUUCAGUAUCUUCCACCACCCUGGGGCGACUGCAGGUCCACUCCCAUGGACUCAGAGUACUUCUCCACUUAUAGCAUAACAGCCUGUCGCAUUGACUGUGAAACUCGCUAUUUGCUCGAGAACUGCAACUGCAGGAUGGUUCACAUGCCAGGUACCUCCACAGUGUGCACGCCAGAGCAGUAUAAGGACUGUGCAGACCCUGCCUUGGAUUUUCUCGUUGAGAAAGACAACGAUUACUGCGUGUGUGAGACGCCUUGCAACAUGACUCGAUAUGGCAAGGAGCUUUCAAUGGUGAAAAUACCCAGCAAAGCUUCUGCCAAAUACCUGGCCAAGAAGUUCAACAAAACAGAACAAUACAUUGGAGACAACAUAUUAGUUCUUGAUAUCUUUUUUGAGGCUCUGAACUAUGAAAAGAUUGAGCAGAAGAAAGCAUAUGAAGUGGCUGGACUACUUGGUGACAUUGGUGGACAGAUGGGUCUGUUUAUAGGAGCCAGUGUUCUGACUAUACUGGAAAUAUUUGACUACUUGUAUGAGGUAUUUAAGGACAAAGUAUUGGGCUACUUCCUACGCAAGGGACGGCCACGCCGGAGCGCAAGCGAUAAUCUGGACUACCCCGAGAACCCCACCAGCCCUGCUGUCACGCCUAAUCAUGUCCCCAGCUUUCAUGACGGAGAUGAUGUUUUGCACAAGUUCAGAGCACAUGUGACACACUCCGGAGUCACUCGGACAGUCUCGGAUUCGCGCCGAACAUGCUACCUAGUCACCCGUCUGUAGGCAACUUCGAGGAGUUUGCUUGUUGAUGAUGCAGGAGGCAGGGUGCGAAGAGGACAAUUAGGGUUUGACAGCAAACUGUGAUAUAACUUGUAUACUCCAAACUAUGUGUAAGUCCACAACACAGUACAUGAUGACUAGCUCAGUAAGUCAGAAAAUAAAUGCCUGAAUAGACACCAAUCUCACCAUAAAAUACAAAUAGGCAACACUUCCAAAACAAUACUCAGGUUUUAUUAGCAUAACUCAGUGUCAUCUUGAUGCCACUUGUUUGUUUCAUGUUGUGAAAAUGCUAGUAAACUGUUAUCAAAGAUUAAAAAAAAAACUAAGCCAGAGACUCAAGAGCCUCUUUAGGCUUUCAGUGAUUUUUGUGAACCAAAAAGCAUCAUUUGAAAAACGCCAUUGAGAGUAAACUGAACAACAAGGCACACAAUUGCACAAAAAAGUUGGAGAAGGUAAACUGGCGGCAACAUUUACAUCCGUCAACAAGUAGGAGUUUUUACUGUCAUGUGUUCAACAGGCCUCAUCGAUUUUCUCUAUGAUAGUGCUCAAAAGAAUUUCAAGAAGUCCAGAACAUCCAAAUUGUUUAUCUCUGUUUACAUUACAUGUAUAUAAGUGCAAUAAUAUGCAUAAUGUGUUAGAAUAACCAAUGUAUUACCCUCACGUCUUAAAUACUGGUUUUCAGGAGGAAAGAACAAAAGAAAGAGAGAGAUCUGGUUCUGGUUCUUUGUGUCAGCUGUAUUUUACGUUUGAUAAGCAUUGUGUUUCUGUUUGUUUAUUUCUAUGACCUAUAUAUUCUGAUAUUAUGAAAUACAGAUGAGACUUAAAUUUUGCAGUUUGUCAUACAUUUAUGUGGGUAGUCUGAAAGAUCCAGGUUUAGCUGAUCAAGCACCUCUGUCUCUUUCAACGAUGGCCUGAUGAUGAAUACAUCCAAAGCUGCCCCAACCAUACCUGUGAAUAAAGCAGCUUUUAGAAUUGAUGGUUCGCUCAAUUUCAGUCCAGUUUUGCUAACUCAUCUGUCCCUCAGUCUGCUGUGAGUGAGUGAGUAAUGGCAAACGGCUGAUUUACUGGCUGUGUUUAUUAAAAGGCAUAUCAGUGACAGGAUAUAAAGCAAAGAUUGCAGUAGAACAGUGAUUUAUAAAAUAUAUGCUGAAUUCCUUUGGGGUUGCUUCAGUCCUAAUCUCUUCCUUGCAGCUUUCACAGAUCAGCGUUCAAGGCUCACCUAGCAUAUACAUUUGUGGUGAAUUCUAGAAUUUACUGCAAACGUCUUCCUUUCUUCUCUGCAUGCACAUCUCAUUACCUGCACACAGAAAGCUUGAUGGCCUGCCACAUGCUCAGAGCGUAGCAAUAGAGUGAGGGAUGGUAUCACAAAGCAUUCACCCUCGUUUAAUUUCGCUUCUGCGUUCCGCUACACUGUAGAAUUGCAUUGUUUUAUAUCAAUUACAAAGGGAUUUCUAGCACAUGUUAUCCACAUUUUAAAACAGUUGGUUGUGAAGUGUAAAUCAACCUAUAUAAUAAACAAUAUAUUUAAUCA